AUACGAUAAAAUUUCUUCAAGUGAACGCAAGAAAGCGCCACCUUUCAAUUACAGUGUGGAUCCCGUGUAUCACACCAGAACGUUUCUUAGCUCGGGGAAGAUUAAAAAAACUGACACCCAUUCAUUGCUAAUCAAGGUGUGGCCAAAUGGUGGUGACCUCAAAGGUCCUCGUCGUGUCUUGAUCACCCCGAAGAUCCGCCCAUACACCUUGUCAACCGUCAUUUCACACGUCAACGAGAUGCUGAAGGAAGAUUGCAUGGGAACCGUGGAAAAGUUAUACUUCCUAACUGGCACCCAAGUCUCUGACGUGGAACAGAUCAUUCAGAAUGGCCAGUACGUCGCCUGCAGGAAGGGGGAUCAGUUUAAAAGAGGCCGUUACAAUGAGCAAGCAGUGAAAAACAUUGCAACGUCUCCGAGGCUAGAUCGCAAGCUAAAAAAAGCCGCUGAUGGAGACGAGGAGAGAAUGUUUCCUUCUAAGCCUGUCAAAUACACACGAGGUUCUGAUAGAGGUCGCACUAACGGCUUUGAUAAAGAUCACAGUAAAGUGGCCAAGAAGGACAACUAUCUCAACACUAGGCUAAAUAAGGAGGCAGCAGACGGCAGAUACACCCAUAGAGACUUGUCAGGUCACCAGUCGGACGGCCAGGACGUUGAUCUGAACUGCUCCACGACUUUGUGCAACACAGUGGGAAGUAGACAACAAGAUCAUCAGAGACCCACUCCUUGUUACCCACUACGGUCAAGCACCAAAACACAAGACCACUCUCGAGGCCAUGUUAGGGCACAGGAUAUAAGUACUACAGCACCGCACAAGUCUGACAGACGAGACAAGAGACAGUCUACUGACACCGACAACGAGGAAGAGGGAUUAACUGUAAGAACGCAGGCUGGAUAUCGUGGUUACGAAACUGGAAAACCGCAAAGUGUACCUCCAGAUAGGACAGAUCAAAACCAUAACAUGGCCAGAAAUACUAAUAUAGGACAGCAUCAGAAUCCUAGACAUGAGAAACCUAUAGCUAACAGUGAUAACAGAAAAACUGUAGACAAGCAACCUACUUCGAAUCAGCAAAUUCGAAACCCUAGAGAACCUAGAAAUCAUGUGAGAGAAGAGGAGGCAGCUAUCAAACCCCAGACUGGAUUGCGCCAACAGACUCGCCAGCAUGUCACCGAACAAAAUGAAGCUGCCACCAAGAUUCAGUCUAGCUUCCGUGGUUAUCAACACAGAAAAAACAUCUCAGCUUCGCCCACUCGAGCACCCCAGGAUGUCAGAAACCGGCAGGUCAAUAAAGAUCAAGCUACGGGCUUGGAUACAGUCAAGGGGAGCAAACCGAAGAUCAGACAACCAGCACCUGCCCGUGAGGACAGCUAUGACGAGUUGGAUGGCGAGAACAAGGCCGCCCUGACCAUCCAGUCACACUACCGCGGUUACCAGACCAGAAAAUCUCUGGCCAACGGAAGUGCAAAUCGACGGAAUUGA
Molecule: messenger RNA, 1477 nt
Organism: Candidula unifasciata
Lineage: Eukaryota; Metazoa; Mollusca; Gastropoda; Stylommatophora; Geomitridae
Source: the annotation of a GenBank genome assembly